CUGACCACCUCAAAUUGAUUGGGCCGGGCCUGUCACAAGUUUCAAAGCCCAAAACUGAGCUCUCUGCAAAACCCUCUCUCUUUCCCUCGUCGCUCUAGUUUUCUUCCCCCUCGAUGUGAUUUUCCCGCCUCUUUCUCUCCGCAACUCGACGGCGACGAUGAAGUUCAAGGCUUUUCUUACGGACAACGGCGUGGCUCUCCUCGAGAAGCGCUUCUUGCCGGCGCUGGACAAGAUCGACAAGACGUGCAACCUCUACCUCACCAGAGACCACGCCGUCUUCCUCCACAACCUCCUCAACGGCGAUGGCCUCCAGUCCGUCGCUCAGUUCCGCAUCGAGGCCCUCUUCGACGGCUACCGCAUCUCCAGCCAGAACGAAGACCGCAUCGCCUUCGCGGUCGACCUCUCCCUCCUCCACCGCGCAAUCCGUAGCAGCGUCGGCAUCUGCAACGAGCUCACCGCCGCCGGAUCGGCCUCUGAACGGCUCCAGAUAAAGCUGGUGAAGAAAUUACCGGCGAACAGCACCCAGCCGAUGCCCUUCCUCACCUUCGAGACGAAAGGCUACAAAUCCGCGGUCAUCCAGGACGUGCCCAUCUCGAAGCCGAUGUCUAGGGCUCAGGUCUUGGAGCUCCAGUCGGCCCUCGACUCGGCUCAGGCGCUCCCCAAGACGCUCGUCCAGGUUCACGACUUGAACCAGCUGCAGAGUUUCGUGGACAGGAUGAGGCACGUCGGGGAUGUGCUGAACGUCUGGAUCAGCAAGCACGGAGACCUGCAUUUGCAAAUCUCGACGACUCUGAUCACGCUGGGCGCGGAGUUCCGUAAGCUGGUGGUCCUAGGAGAGCGAGCUGAGGCUCCGCGGGAGGACCGGAGCCUGAGCGCGCAGGCCCGGUCCGAGAGGGCGGUCACAAGAGGCGACGCAGAGGCCGUGCAGGUGAGCGUGAAGCACUUCGCCAAGAGCCUUCAGUGUCACACGGCGAAGCCGGAUUGCGCGUUCUACGGAAUCGCGGAGCAGGGGGCGUGCUUGACCGUGAUCUUCCAGUUCUUCAUACCGGGGACGCGGCAAACCGACAAGUCGAUCAGUUUGCAUUGCAGGCUUCCUGUGCUUGACCCGGGCACUAACUGAACGCCAGAAUCGGUUCAUCUUUCAAUCUUCCAUUUUUGUGCAUAUGAUUCAGAGCUGUUGAAUACAAAUUCAUGUCUUGGCAAUGUCUGUUCAGAGGAGGCCCAUGAUUCCCCGGAUCAAGAAGGUCGUGUCCUGGUGCUUCGAUUCAUCGAUUUUCCUUCUGAACUUCUGAGACUCUAUCAAUCAAAGCUUAAUGCCUCCGCAUUGUAUUGUUGAGAUUGUGAAAUGCUGUUGGCCAUUGCCGCUUGCUACCGAAAU
Messenger RNA from Rhodamnia argentea, 1378 nucleotides. RefSeq lists its product as uncharacterized. The record is from RefSeq and is a predicted model, not a curated record. The transcript has a single exon. Gene Ontology annotation, cellular component: site of double-strand break; checkpoint clamp complex; nucleolus. Lineage: Eukaryota; Viridiplantae; Streptophyta; Magnoliopsida; Myrtales; Myrtaceae. Bases 158 to 1120 code for a protein of 320 amino acids. Gene Ontology annotation, biological process: telomere maintenance; nucleotide-excision repair; mitotic intra-S DNA damage checkpoint signaling.